Messenger RNA from Engraulis encrasicolus (European anchovy), 2457 nucleotides. RefSeq names its product bactericidal permeability-increasing protein-like. Gene Ontology annotation, molecular function: lipid binding. NCBI's taxonomy places the organism in Eukaryota, Metazoa, Chordata, Actinopteri, Clupeiformes, Engraulidae. The record is from RefSeq and is a predicted model, not a curated record. The transcript is spliced from 16 exons. Bases 209 to 1648 code for a protein of 479 amino acids.
UCCUCCUCUCAGUGCAGCCCUCUCCUGUGACCGGACAGACGUGGGUGACACACACACACACACACCCACAAGAGGGCAGAGGGACAAGGGACAAGGGAGAGGCUUCCAGUAACCCUACUGCUGCUGCUGCUGCUACUGCUACUGCCAUCUCUUCAGCUACUCCUGCCUCAGCUGCAUACAGAGACUGCCUCAACGAUUCCAUCUUUGUAUGGUGACUUUGGGCAGGAUGUCCCCAUGGUGGCUGCUGACCCUGUUGUCCCUGGUCCCCUACACCCUGAGUACAAAUGCAGGAGUCAAGGUCAAACUCACACAGAAGGGCCUGGAGUAUGCUCGACUAGUUGGGAUGUCGAAGCUGCAGCAGAAGUUAAAGACCAUUAAGGUGCCCGACAUCAGUGGGACGGAGAAGGUGGCCCCCAUCGGCAAGGUCAAGUACAGCCUCACAGGAAUGCAGAUCACAAACCUCGGUCUUCCCAAGUCAACGCUGGGGAUGGUCCCGGGCACCGGCCUCAGUCUGGCCAUUUCAAAUGCCUUCAUUAGCCUUCACGGCAACUGGAGGGUCCGAUACUUACAUUUCAUAAAGGACCACGGCUCCUUCGACCUGUCAGUGACUGGGCUCACCAUUGGCACCAGCAUUGCCCUGAAGAGUGACGAGACGGGUCGCCCAGCGGUCAACAGCGUCACCUGUAGCUCCAGUGUUGGUAGCGCCAGCAUCAAGUUCCACGGCGGAGCAAGCUGGUUGUAUAACCUCUUCAGUGCCUACAUCGACAAGGCUCUACGCGCCGCCUUGCAGAAGCAGAUCUGCCCUCUAGUGUCGGAUGCCAUCUCAGACAUGAAUCCCCACCUCAAGACUCUGAAUGUUCUGGCGCAUGUGGACAAGUAUGCAGAAAUCGAGUAUUCAAUGGUUGCCUCUCCCAUUGUCUCAAAGGCCUAUGUGGACUUCAGCCUCAAGGGUGAGUUCUACAACAUCGGGCAGCACAAGGAGCCUCCGUUCUCUCCUCCGGUCUUCGGUCUGCCCCCGCAGAUCAACAGCAUGCUCUACAUCGGAGUCUCCGCCUUCACCGCCAACUCUGCAGCCUUCGUCUACAACAACGCUGGGGCCUUCAACAUCUUCAUCACAGAUGACAUGAUUCCCCCAAGUUCCCCAAUCAGGCUGAACACCAGGACAUUUGGAGCUUUCAUCCCACAGAUCCAGAAGCAGUACCCAGGCAUGAUGAUGAAGUUGCUGGUAAAGACGACCAAGCAGCCCAACAUCAGCUUCCAGCUCAACAACGUGACGCUGCAGGCCUCGGGCACAGUCACGGCCUACGCCAUCCUGCCCAACACCACCCUCUCACCCCUCUUCAUCCUCAACAUGGAAGCCAGUGUCAGCGCUCACAUCUUCGUGACCGGGUUGAAACUAGCUGGCUCCGUCACCCUCAACAGACUGGAUAUGGGACUGGGAGCCAGCUACGUUGGGCCUUUCCAGGUGAAAUCACUCGAUAACAUUUUCCUGAUGGUUCUGAAGGUCGCCGUUCUCCCCAAAAUCAAUGCUCAUCUGCAGCAAGGCUACCCGCUACCCACUAUUGGCAAGAUGAACCUGGUGAACACUCAACUGCAGGUCUUGAAGGAUUACAUGCUGAUUGGAACAGAUGUUCAGUUCAGAGGCUGAGUCAGGCCUUCUGCUCCACCCAUCAAGCUACUAGUCCAGUGGUUCUCCUAGUAGGGGCUCAGGGACCCCUGGGGGUCCGCAGAACAUUGCUGUGGAAAGGUUUGUUAUUAUGAAUGCAAUCAGGGCUGUAAAUGACCUUUUUUAAUUUUUUUUAUGUUUUUUUUCUUCCAGUCAAACUGAAAUUUCACCAGCAUUUGGCCGGUGUUAAUUUAGAGUCCUGAAUGCAAUACACAAAAAUGGUAGAGUGCGAUUUGGCAGAACUCUCAUAUUUCGCUGACAUUUGUGGUGCGAUUCAGAGGAUCUUUAAAAUUCUGCUCCAUUUGGGGUCCCUGGACAAAAAGAGUUUGAGAAACCCUGCACUAGUGCACCACCCAUCACCCCCCUGCCUAUCCCAACCUCCCAAUUCAGCAGUGUUAUCGAUGCCAUUAAUAACUGCCAAAGAGACUGAAUCAAGUCUGUGCACACCUCAGUGCUCUUUUUUAUAUAAAAGCAAACAUACACCUUUUUACUGUACAUUUCUUUGUUUUUGCUGUAGUAGGCUCCACGCCUUCAAUGUUGAAGAACUACAAUAAAUACAUUGGAGUUUUUAACCACUCCUACUCUAGAGUCUUCUUUUUUAAAAGUAGCAAUCAGCUCCUUGCCCCUCACGAUGACAGAAGAUGGCAGGGCUGGCCUGGGACCAAAACACGGCCCCUCAAAGCUCCAUAUACUUAGUCCUCAGUGGCUCAGUGCACUAUUAAGGACGCAUCGGUGGGCUGACCCAUUUAUACUGUAGGUCAGUCUCUAUGGAAAAACAAACAAACAAACAA